ACUGUAGCCAACGACUUGAGGCCGAUUUAACAACAACUUCAGCAGCCUCACUCUUUCAGUUCCUUCUGCCUCUCAGUCCUUUCUCAUUACUCCUCUCCCAACUCCCAAUUCCCAGCCUAUCCCAUGCAGAAUUAAAUGAGUCUUCUUCCAGAUCCAGAGAGGUAGAGAGAACGUAUGGAACAAGAUGUUGUUCAGCAAAUUCCUCUUCUGUAUCUUGAUUCUUUUCACUCAAGCUUUUUCAGCAGUAAAAUCUCAAGGUUUCCCAUGUAAAACACCGGCAAAGUGCCAAUCUCAAGUUGGUUAUUUACCAGGGAACGUUACAACUCUUUCGAAAAUUGCAACUCUGUUUGGAGUAAAAGACUUCAAUUCUUUACUUGGAGCUAACAAUUUACCACUUGAUACACCACCAAGCCAAUCAGCGGCUGUGAACGUGACUGUCAAAAUUCCGUUCACCUGUUCUUGUAACAACGGAACAGGAAUCUCGGAUAAAAGUCCGAUUUAUAAAGUAAAAACAGGUGAUUUUCUAGAUCACAUAGCGAGGGAUAUAUUUUCAUUGUUGUUUACGUAUCAAGAAAUUGCAGCCGUGAAUAAAAUUAGGAAUCCCGAACAUAUUGACGAUGGUCAAGUACUGAGGAUUCCUCUACCGUGUAGCUGUGACAAAUUGGAUGGAAAUCAAGUCUUUCACUAUGCACAUGUGGUGGUGCGUCAUAACGGUGACGGAGAUGUGGAAACUUUGGAUAUGAUUGCGAGGGAGCUAGGGGUUACAGUUGAAAGUAUAUUGAAACUUAAUGGUGGUAAGGAAGAGCCUGAUCCUGAAACAGUUCUUGAUGUUCCGUUAAGAGCUUGUAAGUCUACCGUAAGCAAUAAUACAUCUCCGGAUUUCCCGUUGCUAGUCCCUAAUGGGACUUACGCUCUUACUGCCAACAACUGUAUCAGGUGCAAGUGUGACUACAACAACAAAAACUCGACAUUGCAUUGCGAGCCAUCUCCUCCAGAGGUCAAAGUUCAGAAUUGGCAACAAUGUCCUUCUGUCCGAUGCAUAGGCAGUGGAGCCGAAGCCAAUGCAUCGAGUUAUGCGCUCGGGCAAAUAUCCUACAUAGCUGGUUGUGAUGAGACUAGAUGUGCAUACACUGGUUACAACAACCGGUCUAGGACAAUCUCUGCAUCCCUAGUCAAUGGAUCCAUAUGCCCUGACGUCACUCUGUUAGCCCUCAAACCACCGCCAUCAUCAACAAAUGCAACUACACCAAAUUCAAAGGGAAAGAACUCAUUCACACUUGCUAUUAGUAUAGGCAUUCCUUCAGUUAUUGCAGUACUUUCAGCCAUCGCAGUUUGGCUCUUCUGUUUCAGUAGAAAGAAACCAGAGGUGAAGAAAUUGGAAGAUGUCGAUGAUGAGAUUCGAAGCGCAGAAUCCUUGCAAUUCGACUUCAUUACGUUAAGGGAUGCAACAGACAAUUUCUCUGAAGCUAAUAAGCUUGGAGAAGGUGGAUUUGGCGCGGUUUAUAAGGGUACACUUGAGGACAGGCAAGAAAUAGCCGUGAAGAGGCUAUCAGAAAAUUCAUGUCGAAUUGAACAAGAGUUCAGAAAUGAAGUCAUCUUAGUAGCCAAACUUCAACACAGAAAUCUUGUAAGGCUUCUUGGUUUCUGUCUAGCCGGUGAAGAAAAAUUGCUCAUCUACGAAUUUAUGCCAAAUGCAAGCCUUGAUCAAUUCAUAUUCGAUCCAAUAAAAAGCACAUAUCUGGAUUGGGAAAGACGAUACAAGAUAAUAGAAGGAAUAGCAAAAGGACUCCUCUAUCUUCACGAGGAGUCGCGCCUUAAAAUUAUCCAUCGAGAUCUCAAAGCUAGCAAUAUAUUAUUAGACACGGACAUGAAUCCUAAAAUUGCAGAUUUUGGCACGGCUAGGCUUUUUGUGGUUGACCAAACUCAUGCCAGUACAAACAGAAUAGUUGGAACGCAUGGCUACAUGGCUCCAGAGUAUAUAUUGCAUGGGCAAUUCUCCGCGAAAUCAGACGUUUAUAGUUUUGGUGUCUUAAUUUUAGAGAUCCUUAGUGGACAGAAGAAUAGCCGUUUUCAGAAUUCAGAAAUGGCUCGGGACCUUCUCAGCUAUGCAUGGAGACAUUGGAAGAAAAACUCCGCUUUAGAUUUGUUAGAUCCAGUCGUUAAGGACACAUGUUCAGGAAAUGACGCGAUGAGGUGCAUCCUUAUUGGGCUAUUAUGUGUUCAAGAAAAUGUUGCAGACAGACCGACAAUGCGGAGGGUUUUCCUAAUGCUUAACAGCGACUCCGUCACUCACGGUGUACCUUCACCACCUCCAUUUUACACUGGUCACACUGAAGAGCAAGGAACUAUGAAAGGCAUGUCAACUACUGAAUAUGCAGCGUUGAGUGUGAAUGAAACUUCAAUGAGUGAACUGGAGCCUCGUUGAAAAUGUGCUACGCUACUACAUUUGCAUAUACGUUUGGAAAAAAUGGCUACAGACUUUCAGCGCAAACCGAAGCGUGCUCUUUUGGUAGUUCUUUAAACCUAUGCUAUGAAUCAUAUGGUAAUGGUACAUAACUCAGGAUGCUGUCUAUAGACGGGCAAGUACCGGAGUCCGUCCGGUAUCCGCGAUACAAGCAGACCAUCAGUAGUUUUAGAAAACUCUAGGUGCAUAAAUAACCGUACUAAAAAAAUUUAGUCAACAUUCGUGUAUAUAUAAAAAUAUUUGAAGGAUGAGUUUGUUUCUAAACCAAGAUAUUCAUUACAAUGAUCGUGUCAUAAAAACCAUUAUCUGCAGUUGCUUGUAUUCAAGGGUUUCUUCUUUCUAUA
Molecule: messenger RNA, 2808 nt
Organism: Papaver somniferum (opium poppy)
Lineage: Eukaryota; Viridiplantae; Streptophyta; Magnoliopsida; Ranunculales; Papaveraceae
Product: cysteine-rich receptor-like protein kinase 10
Exons: 11
Coding region: 185-2425 (746 amino acids)
Biological process (GO): protein phosphorylation
Molecular function (GO): protein kinase activity; ATP binding
Source: RefSeq, a predicted model, not a curated record